AACUGGGGGGAGGGAGGGUGUGGAGGGCGUUUAGUUCGUCCUACCCGCCCCCUCUCCCCCGACACAAGCCUAGGGGCAGCUGUGGAGGGAGAGGAGAGCGCUUGUCCCUCCUGCCCCGCUCCCCUUCGCGUUUUUAGUAGGGGUGGGCGAUGCUCUGUUUCUCAGGGGUUUCUUUCGACGUAUUUAAGGAGCGGCUACGAGUCCGCUUCCAGGCGCUUCCAUCCCGCGGACGUCGAGGUGGACGCGGCUGGGAAAUCCUUCCUGAUCACUGGCGCCAACAGCGGCAUUGGCAAGGCAACAGCGAAGGAGCUAGCAAAGAGAGGUGGCACAGUUCACUUGGUUUGUCGAAAUAAGGAAAGGGCUGAGGAAGCCAAAGGAGAAAUUAUGACAGAAACGGGUAAUCAGAAUAUCUUCUUACAUAUUUUGGAUAUGUCUAAUCCCAAGGAAAUCUGGAAGUUUACUGAAAAAUUCAAAAAUGAACAUAAAUUGAAUGUUUUGAUCAACAAUGCAGGAUGUAUGGUUAACCAACGGGAAUUAACAGAAGAUGGACUUGAAAAGAACUUUGCAACGAACACCUUAGGUACAUACAUUCUGACAACUGCCCUGCUACCCCUGCUGGAAAAAGAAGCUGAUCCCAGAGUGAUAACUGUCUCUUCUGGGGGCAUGCUGGUUCAAAAAUUAAGCAUAUCUGACUUGCAGUCAGCAAAUGGCACAUUUGAUGGAACUAUGGUGUAUGCACAAAACAAGAGACAGCAAGUUGUCUUGACAGAACAAUGGGCAAAAGCUCACAGAAACAUCCAUUUCUCUGUCAUGCACCCUGGCUGGGCAGACACUCCAGCUGUGAGAUCAUCAAUGCCAGAUUUCUAUCAGAAGAUGAAGAAUGUCCUGCGCACAGAGGCACAGGGAGCUGACACUGUUGUAUGGUUGGCAGUCUCAUCUGAAGCAACAAAGUUACCAAGCGGCUUGUUCUUCCAAGACAGGCAACCAGUUGCUACACACUUACCCCUCGCAAGAACCUACAGUCCACCAGAGGAUGAGGAGAAGCUAAUGGAGGUGCUGGAAGAAUUUUCCCAGAAGUUUAAAUCCACUUCUUCAGGAACUUAGUGUCACUGCUAACGCAGCAUAACCACAAAGCUUCUAAUUAUACAGUAACAGUACUGUAGUGUGCCUCAUGUAGAGGAGAGGUAGGAUGCCAUAGGUCUGUUAAAAAUAAAUUGCAUUCAGGUGUGCUCAUAGUGGGGGAUAGUGGUGCUUGCAAAUUUGUUCUGCUGCUGAGAGUCCCUUCCCUUGCGAAUACGCACCUGCUAUCUCAAGACAUGGUAAGGUUGAAUUGGAAGAAAAAUACAGAGCCAUUAAAAUGAAAUAAAGCCCAAAUGAUAGCAUUAGACUUUGUGACUUUCCCAAAACCUUUAAAAACACUCAGUGUACCGAGAAAUCCUAAGACGCACAUCUUCAAUAGCUCUCAUGAAUGACUUCAGGAAAGAAGUGUUAUUAAACACUGUAUUUGGCAGGUUGAUGGCUUUCUUUGCGGGAGUGGGAGUGCCUGGGCUCUAACCUAUGAUCAGGAAUGCAGAAAUUCUCUUUUGCAGUGCUUGCUUAGUUCAAAUGGAAGGAUUUCUCACAGCCUUCAGUUUCUAUAGGUCAACCCUGGUAUGCACAAGUGAUCUACUUCCUCGUGUUUAAACAGCAAAAAUUUAGGAAUGCUGCCAAAUGCCUGCCGCACUAUUUUAUGGAGCCAGGACAGAAUAUUAUCCCAUUUAUGUGAAGGCACUAUGAGGUAGCGGACCUCAACAGGCACCACACCUUGAUGUGAUUGGACCCCUCCCCUUCAGGCAAUGGAGAAAUGGCUUCAUGACUCCAGGAUAAAAAGAAAUAACAUGCUAAGCCUAAUGUGCUUGCUUUUUCUGUCAGAGAUCAAAUGGAAUUGCUUUAUCAUUAUGAACAGAUUAAGAAGAGGAGGAGAACACUAGGAGUCUCGAGUUUUAUAGGAUGGAGAGCUCCACUUCCUGAUGAGAGGGCCUUAUUUUGCCUGGAACAGUUUAUUUCCAGAUAGGGAAGAUGGGAUUCAUCUUACCUGGCUUGUGGACAUUUGAACUACUUAUCUGGACUCCCACUGUAAAUCAGUAGAGAGAGAACAAGCUCUUCUGCAGUGAUUUAUUGUGUAUACUUUAGAAACAACUCCUGUGUGCCUGUAUGUUUCUACUGACUUUAAAGAUAACCCAGCUCAGUCUACGACAUUACAGUGGGAUUCAUUUUAGCUUAUGUGUUUCAGAUAUUAUUUACUGCAAAGCCGAGACUAUUAUGAGCAGUACUGGUGACACAUCUUCUCCUUAACUGAGUGCGUUUAAUUGCAAGCUUCAUAGAAAACCCAACAAAGUUAAGCUACCUGUUUCUACACAUGGUUGGAGAGCAGUGUGGUAGGACAAAAGAAUUAGACACAAAAAUAAAACAGGUGUUCUUUGGAGCUCUCUACAGUGACACAGCUUGAGGCCAUGCUGAUGGGCAGAGGAGAAAUCAUUAUGUCUACUUUACAUACUUUAGUUUCCUGAAAGAUAUCCUACUGGCUGAUGUCCACUUUCAAACCAAGACCAUGCUUCAGAGUUCUGCAUUUACUCAUUAUUCAAAGGUAUUCUAUUAAGUAUCAAAGGUAUUCUGUUAAGUAUCAAGAAAAACUUUGCUUUUCAGCCUGUUGUCAGUUUCUACAGAAAUACAGGCUUUACUCUAAGAGAGGCACUGGAAUAAGUUUUCCCAUGAAAAGCACUGCGGAAACACUUGCUGUCACACUUCCUCCUGAAGAGGCUGGAGCAGCAUUCAAACCUGCUUCGUUUUAGAAACUUAAGUCCUUGUCACACUGCAAUGAAGUGAAACAACAGGAAGGUUUGCACAGACGUUUAUUUCCCCCAAAGUCUUAUAUUUACAGCACUUUACAUUGGACAAACUGUUAGAUACAGUUCCUGAAAACAAGAGCAUUUGUAGAAAGCAUAUAUAGUAACUGCAUUUCUCAAUCUAGUAGCUUCAAAGCAAAUCACGACAAUGUUUGCAUACUUGAGUGUUUUAACUCAAGUCACUUCUCAGCUCUGCAGUAUAAAAGAAAAGUUGAAUGACAGAUAUCUAAACAGUUCAUAAAAAUAACCAAAAGUGCACUUCAGCAUAUAUUUUAGUCCACAUUCUGUACUGAUAUAUUUAAAUAUCCUAUAACUUUCUUUUUAGUCACAGCUUAAGUUGGAAAUGAGGGCAACAAUAUGAAAACUGCUUUAAUCUAAGUUUGGUCACAGUGUAAAAAAAAAAAAAGAGCCAGAUACUAUAUAUUAUGAUUUAAGUGCACUUGUGAUAAAAUAAUUAAAUAUAGGACAGCUGCUAGAAACAAAAUCUGCAGUCUCCCACACUAUUGGUAUUAUGUUCCCAAUGAUGAUUUAUUUCACCCCGUUUCCAUAAAAGCAAAUGAGGUAUGUAGCUAUAAAGAUGUUUUGUGUUAAUGCAGGUUGGAGUAAAUUGUACCUGCAUGUAAGCAAAUACAUUUAGUGUCACCUAUAAAAUUUUUAGGGGCAAGAGAAAAACAGCAUCCAGCAAAAGAUUAUCAGAAAUACAAGGUGGCACAAAUUCCUGUUAAGCCAUGCACAUUAAGGACUUUAAAAUACACCUGUUUUAUAGGACCUGAAAUACUAGCGCAACAGCUGUUCCUCUUACUUCACUUCCCUUUCCACUCACAGCGCAGUUCUUCUUAUAUCAUCUUUCAAACUUACAGGAUUCUGACCUCAAUUGUUCAGUUAUUCACAUUCUGAAGACUUUCUCAUUUUUCUUCAUUUCUUAAUGUCACCCAGUGAGAAGGCUUUUUGCUUUUGGGGAUUUUGUACAAACAGGAAUGCAACACCACAGACCACGUGUGGAGUCAUUUCCCCAUGUCCCAGUGAAAAACACGGCCCAUCACCACUGCAGCAGGACUGACUGCAGCAGUGCAGAUGCACAAGUAACAGAUGCCAGUGGAACAGCAUUUCCUCUUUUCCUGACGUUUCAUUUUUGGGCCACGUUUGUUCAUGGUUUAAAAAAAAAACAAAACUACGGUUGAUUAAAGGUAUAAACAACAAUUGUUAAUGGUCUGCUUUUGAGUACCAGGGCUCUGCCAACAUUCCCAUAUUUUUGGUAUCUGUACAACUGUUCACCAUAAAAGCGGGGUGGGCCAGAAAAAGUAACUUUGUAUGUACCGCAAAUAAACUUCCCAAACCCAUAAAAACCCAAACCCUACUGCUAACUUGGAAAGCAUUUUAAAUGUAAAUACCUCACUAUUCUGGCAUAAACUGCAAAUACUGUUUGCAUUUGCACCAACAUACCUGCCAGUCUUUGUGCUGUCCUAAGUCUACAGUCCCUCGUAAGGUGAUUCAAGCAGGGGUACCCCUUCUCGUUAAAGAUGAUGGAGACAGGAUUUUGAAACAUGCCCAGCUUGGGCUCAGAGCUGGGAGUUUUACUAAGGUCUUCAAUAUAAACAGGCUUAAGGCAGUGCUGAAGAAUUCAGUGUUAACAUUUUCUUUGGUGGAACAGAGCUCUGGGCCAGACCUUUCAUUCUUCAGUUCAGUCAAUGAUUAUAUUCGUGGAAUGACAGAGCAGUCUUUAAAGACCUAACGGUAGGAGUAGUACUAGUUUUCAUUAAACAACGUUUAUUUCAGUGAGCGGAGCAUGAACAGGGUUUAAGUGCUAUUGCCAGAGUAUGAAAUAAUUCUUUCAGAGAAGAACCUGGUGAUCAUUGACUUCAGUGGAGAAGUGCUGCUAUAAACCAGUUUAAUCCAUAACUUCCUUUUGCCUAGGACCUUCUUACAUUCCUUUUGUGUGAUGCUUACUCACACUCCAUGCUAAAAAAAAAGAAGUUCCCCUUCUUAUGACACUGGAUCCCCUUAAUCUAAAAUUAGUGCUGGUCAGCAUUCCCCAGGUGUCUUUUAAAAUGAGCUGUUAACAUUUUGAAGGAAAGUGGGGAGCUUCAGAUCUCUCCCAUCUCACCUCAGGAUAUUUCCCUGUUUGUCCAUCAGUGUCCUGCAUUUCUUACGUUUUGCUGGGAGAGGUGCAUUUGGACAGACCCAGUGAUUAAUUAGAGAAGAUAAUUUUGAAAUGCAAAUAAGAAAACUUGAAAGCUGUAUUCCAACAGCAAUCCUUAUAGCAGUGAUCUAGACACUAAGAAAGAGAAAGGAGGUACUGAAAAGGCAAGAAACUUAAAGAGGAGUGUAGCAUAAACAAUGUUUCUGAGACUAAAAGUGUCCAAAUGCAAGAACUUUAGUUUGUAAAGUACGUCAGUAUUUGUGUUCCUCCCUCUAGAGGGAGCUAGCAGAUAGACGUUUGGAAAAAUGGUGUAUUCUUGGGAAGAAAACCUGCUCUCUAGCAAGGCAGACCCUAAUGCACAGCCUUCCAAAGUGACACAGCGGCAGCUUGGCCAAAGGGCUGCAGCAGGGCAGGCUUUCCGCCAACUGUCAGGAGAAAUCAAGAGAAACAACUCAAGUCUUUGCUGUGUCAGUAGCGGCAGUGGUGCUCCACAGAUACAAACGCUGAUAGACAGAAGAAGAGUGGCAAGACCCACACUAAUGCAAACUUCAGGGAGCUUCAGGUUUUCCUUGCUGCUUAAAAAACUUCCUCUUGGUAACUGCCCCUUUACUUUCCAGGCACGGCAGGAGUUGAGAAAGGCAAUCAGCAGGCAGUCUUGGGGGGAUGCAGAGAACUGGGCAAUCAGUGCACCGCUCCAAUGGCCCACUUCCACGGGCUGCUUACCCAUUUCCAGGUAGUGAAAGUAAAAAUUCAUCAUGUUAAAGGAAUUACCCCAUUUGCUCAUAUAAUAGUUGCCAAUUUUAUGCCAACAAACAGAAUGGGUAGAUGAAUGGGUCCAG
Struthio camelus australis is the source of this 5864-nucleotide messenger RNA. The record is from RefSeq and is a predicted model, not a curated record. NCBI's taxonomy places the organism in Eukaryota, Metazoa, Chordata, Aves, Struthioniformes, Struthionidae.